AUGGGGGUUCUGGGAAUGCUUCUGGGAGUGCUGGGCUUCCUGGGUGUGACUCUGGGGGACUCCCCUGCAUUCCACUGGAACAAUACCUCUUGCCACUUGGCUGGACCUGUGCCCGGUGGUCCCCUGGGGUUCUUGAGUUUCCUGGGCAAAGGUGCUCAAGGACUGGCCCUGUUCCACGCUCGCUGGAAUGAGCACGGGAGGUUGCAGGCGUGUAACUGGCAGAACGAACCCAAGCUCACCGCAGCCUUCCGCUCCCUCUGCACUCACGAGGCCACCAGAGACUCCUUCAUCCACACCCCUGGGCCAGAGUUGCAGAAAGAUCUGAACACUCUUCAGAGUCAGUGGGAGGCCUGCCAAGUGCAGGGAAAGUGGCUGGUAGAUGCGAGGAAGAAGCGAGCCACCGGGCAGAGCAGAAUGUCUGGUGGAUACCGCCGGGCCAAGAGAGGCUGGACCAUGCCUGGUACACUGUGGUGUGGCAUUGGAGACUCUGCUAGUAACUCCUCGGAGCUGGGGGUCUUCCAGGGCCCAGAUCUCUGUUGCCGGGAACAUGACCGCUGCUCACAGACCAUCUCACCCUUCCAGUAUAACUACGGUGUCCGAAACUUCCGCUUCCACACCAUCUCCCACUGUGACUGUGAUGCCAGAUUCCAGCAAUGCCUGCAGGACCAGCAUGACUCCGUCUCGGACAUUGUGGGUGUGGCCUUCUUCAAUGUGCUGGAGAUCCCCUGUUUUGUGUUGGAGCAGCAGGAAGCGUGUGUGGCGUGGUACUGGUGGGGCGGGUGUAGGAUGUAUGGCUCAGUACCCUUGGCCCGCUUCCAGCCCAGGACUUUCUACAAAGCCUCCUGGAAUCCUCCUCAGGGAGCCACCCCCCUGACUCCCAGUCUAGCCCCUACCAAGCCCAGACAGAAGCAGCACCUUCGGAAGUGGUCACUGAAGCAGCAAGGACUCAAGCACUCCAGCAAAGUCAGCCCCACAGUCUUCCAGGUGCCCCGUCCAGGCCUCCUAGGGCCACAGGGAGGCCUAAAAGGUAAAGGUGCUCAUCGGGCCUGUCGCAGUUUCCGCCGCCUGGACCAGUGUGAGCACCAGAUCGCGCCUCAGGAGACCAAGUUCCAGCUGCUCAACAGUGCCCACAUGCCUCUCUUCCACUGUAACUGUACCCGCCGCCUGGUGCACUUCCUAAGACUCCACAGCCCCCCUGCGGGCACCAGCAAGCUUUGGGAGCUGCUGGGCCAGACAUGCUUCAAACUGGCCCCUCCAGACUGUGCGGAGGACAAAGGCUGUUCUGGAGGCAUGAGGGCCAUCAAAGUGUCAGCUCGACAUUUGCAGCGGCUUCAGCAGAGGCGACUCCAGGUCUGGGGUGCAAGCACAGAUGAGGAGCAGCCUUGGCCGUCAGAUCACCCAGGAGCUCCCAUGACAUUCUAUGACCGAUGCCUGCGGCUUACCCAGGCAGCCCAGAGCCCCAGUGGGCAGCAGAAAUCCUGAAGCCAGUGA
This is a messenger RNA of Chrysochloris asiatica (Cape golden mole), 1491 nucleotides long. RefSeq names its product phospholipase A2, group III (gene PLA2G3). The record is from RefSeq and is a predicted model, not a curated record. NCBI's taxonomy places the organism in Eukaryota, Metazoa, Chordata, Mammalia, Afrosoricida, Chrysochloridae. Gene Ontology annotation, biological process: phospholipid metabolic process; arachidonate secretion. The transcript is spliced from 7 exons. Gene Ontology annotation, molecular function: A2-type glycerophospholipase activity.